Messenger RNA from Pieris napi, 3501 nucleotides. RefSeq names its product synaptic vesicular amine transporter (gene Vmat). Gene Ontology annotation, cellular component: terminal bouton; synaptic vesicle membrane. Gene Ontology annotation, biological process: aminergic neurotransmitter loading into synaptic vesicle; transmembrane transport. The transcript is spliced from 13 exons. The record is from RefSeq and is a predicted model, not a curated record. Gene Ontology annotation, molecular function: serotonin:sodium:chloride symporter activity. Lineage: Eukaryota; Metazoa; Arthropoda; Insecta; Lepidoptera; Pieridae. The coding region runs from base 117 to 1568 and encodes 483 amino acids.
UGUGGUCUGCAUUCCAAGCUAUAUUUUGAGUGUGAGGCAACGGUUAGUCCGUCUUUAGACGCGGCGCUGAGCGGACGUCCCUUUAGUCGUGAUGUAUCCUGAGUAUAUUUAGGAUCAUGGGCGCCGCAUCAGACGGCAUGGGGUGGCGCGCGCGCAUCGACGCCAUGCGUGAGUCUCGCAAACUGGUGUUGGUGAUUGUCGCCAUAGCUCUACUCCUCGAUAAUAUGCUUCUCACCACUGUUGUACCAAUAAUCCCGGAGUUCCUGUACGACAUUCAACAUCCGGACGCGCCCCUCUCCAUGGCGUUGGAAGACAUCACCACACCUGUACCACCCACGGCACCCUACUGCCCCUGCCUCAAUGUCACCAGCGUGCCAAUGGAGAACGUCACGCAUAUGAACAUCACAGCCCAGAAGGAGGCCCGGCACCAGGAGCUGAUACAUGAGACAGUGGCCGUUGGAGUCAUGUUCGCGAGCAAAGCCAUAGUGCAACUGAUAGCUAACCCAUUCGUUGGACCUUUGACCCACAAAAUCGGAUACAGCGUACCCAUGUUCACUGGAUUCAUCUUGAUGUUUCUCUCCACGAUAAUAUUCGCAUUCGGUCGAUCCUACAGCGUGUUAUUCAUUGCCCGCGCGUUGCAAGGUAUCGGUUCGUCGUGCUCUUCCGUUUCCGGUAUGGGGAUGUUGGCUGAGCGAUAUCCGGAUGACAAGGAACGUGGUAACGCAAUGGGUAUUGCAUUAGGAGGUUUGGCUUUGGGCGUUUUGAUCGGACCACCAUUCGGCGGACUCAUGUACGAGUUUGUCGGCAAGACUGCUCCCUUCCUCAUGCUGUCUGCUCUGGCUUUGGGAGACGGAUUGCUGCAACUUAUGAUCCUUCAGCCUGGAGUUGUGCGUCAGGAAACCGAUCCACCAUCACUCAAAGCCCUCAUCACUGACCCAUACAUCUUGGUCGCUGCAGGAGCAAUAACCUUCGCUAACGUGGGCAUAGCUAUGCUGGAGCCGAGUCUACCCAUCUGGAUGGCAGAUACCAUGGAAGCACGUCGUUGGCAGCAGGGUGUGGCGUUUCUACCUGCCAGCAUCUGCUAUUUGAUUGGAACAAACCUUUUCGGACCUCUUGGCCACAAAAUGGGACGCUGGCUGGCCGCCUGCUCUGGACUAAUUAUCAUUGGAUUGUGUCUGAUUCUGAUCCCAAUGGCCCGUAAGCUGGAACACUUGAUUAUCCCGAACGCUGGUCUCGGCUUCGCGAUUGGCAUGGUCGAUUCAUCCAUGAUGCCGGAGUUGGGUUUCUUGGUUGAUAUACGUCAUGCUGCAGUAUACGGAUCGGUCUAUGCAAUCGGUGACACUGCGUUCUGCUUGGGAUAUGCUGUUGGUCCAGCAUUCUCCGGCACCCUCGUGAACAGCAUCGGUUUCGAGUGGAUGCUGGUAAUCAUCGCAAUACUCAACUUUGCGUAUGCGCCAGUCCUGUUGCUACUACGUUCGCCACCCGCCAUCAAUGAGAAACAGAGUUUGAUUAUCAGCGAGAAAUCAUCAGUUCGCUACGUGAGCUACCAAAACGAGGAAGAAGAAUAAUGCGGCCAUCUUGUCCGCCAGCUCGGCCGCCAUCUUGUGACCCGCCCGAUUUAGUUUUAAUGUCAGAGGUAUGGAAGUAAUUUUAGACGUCGAAGAGUAUUUUACGAUUGUAUAUCCCUAGUGUAGCCAGUUGUGACCAAUUUUACAUUAGCUUAUUACAACAAAUAUACCGCUUUUUAUUGCAAAUGUGACUUUGACAAUAUUGUUUCAUCCCGUUUUGACAAUUCAAUCACUCGUUGAUUUUGCACGUUUUCAUGAUUGGACCAAGAUACAAUAUUUUUUACAUGCCAUCCUUAUGCUUAUAACGUAAGAAAUAUAUACAAAUAGGAAUUGUAGUUGUCAAAUAUGAAUGCAUUAGAAUAUUUCAAUAUAUAAUCUAUUCAAGUAAGUAACAUAUAUCAUGUUCAAAUAUUAUAUUGAAUUUUAGUCAUAGUUAUAUGUAUGGCGCCAUUUGAAACGUAGGUAAUGGAAUUAUAUUUCACUACUGUAAGGCACAGAUUGACGUUGUAUUAAUAUCUGCUUCGUAAAUUAUUUUCCCGCCAAAACAAAGCUACCAGCGCCUCUAACGGUGAAUGAUGGAAUCAUUUUACUAUUUUAUUAGUAAUAACAAAAGCGGCUAAAUGUUAUCGUUCACGGUAAGAUAAUUUAAUAGCCAAUGAUUUGAUGAAACUAUUCAAAAAUCGCUCCCUUUUGUCAGAUGAACGACAAAUUCAUGAAAUUGCAUGCGGUAUAUCUGUCCCUAUUUAGCUUGUAAUAAUGAAAGAGCUAGAUAUUGUGGUGGUUUUCUAGGACAGAAUAUACGUGCACUUGUUGUGUUAAUCUGUGGCCUUUAAUCUUUCUAUUUACGUAUGGCUGCGUCAAGUAGAAGGGGAGAGGUGUGUUGAAAUUUGGUCUUUUACAACUUCAAUCUUUCUAACGAUUGUACAUGUUAUAUUCAAGUUAUGACGGUUUUUGCUGCUUUAGACGUUGCUUGCGGCAACGUGAAACAAUGUAAGCCGUAGAACUUUUGACGUAGCACAACUUUAUACCAUUUAUUAGAGUUUAUAAUCAACAUAUAAAUUGUCUAUUGUAUGUCUUAAUCGUAUAGCUUUUAAUCAAAAUAUAUCAUAAUCUUAGAUUAAUUAAAUAUGACAAUUGACAAAGAGGAAGAAUCGAUUUGACAAAUCAAUUGUCAAAAUGUUUCGUAGUAUUUCAUUGUCAAAUAUCGUCGACAUAAAUCAUUUAAGUAGAUAUUUGAAUAAUCACAUAUACUUCCAUAAGUAGCUAUCUUUAGUAGAAUUCAUAAUGUAUUCAUAUUUGUAUUUUAGAUCUGUAAUACAAUAGCUGGUAUGGACCUUAUUUACUAGUAAUAAUAACCAAAAAUAUAUAUUUUUUAUUAUGCGCCCAAAGGGCAGGCUUAAGUCUUUCGACCAUUUUCCUAAGUUUAAAUUUAAUUCCACAGACCACUAAAAACUGUAACUGUGAAGUCGUAGUCAUUCAACGUUACCACAGAUUAUACAAGACUUGUUUUAUCAUGACAAUAUUUAUAUCAAAUUUAAAUAUAUUAUAAUGUUUUUUAUAUAUUAUUUAGAUUAAGAAGCAGCGAAUGCUGAAAGUGUAUGGUAGUAAUAAUAGAUUUGAAGAUAAUUAAUAUUUUAUUAAAAAUUUAAAUAGGUAAGAGCUAUUUUGUCGUCUAUAUACGCCUAGUUCCCAUAUUUUACCAACGGACAUUUGUAGACGCCGUGUUGAAACCGUAAUUUGAAUACUGGAAUCGGCAACUCGUGAUAGUUUUAGUGAUAUUUAUCGUGGAAUUUAUCAUUAGAAUAUUAAUGAAUGCUUUGUGUAAAAGGUGUUUUUUUUAAAUCUUCUAUUAAUGUGGUUGUCUAUGACGUAUAUUGUUUAUUAAAUUGUUUAUAGUAAUGACUAUCAUGUAUUGGUGUUUUGUUUAUAUUCA